AUAGUGCAGAAGUAAAGUGCAUUUUCACAUAUCUCUCUAAUUACCAUGCUUUGAUCUAAAUUAUAUUGUCCUGUCAUCAUUUGGGAACCUCUGAUAUGUUUCCAUUUUCCCUUUUCCCCUUAAAUAAAAUUUAGUUAUUACAAACUGUUACUUGUAUAUUUAACGCUGUGGAAGUUAGAUCUAUAUUAAAACACGAAGAUGAUUUUCGUAAGCGUAGUGUUGAUAGCGGGGGUCAGUGCGAUGUCAAUAGAUUUACUGCAAGAUGAAUGGAACACUUUUAAGCUAAAACAUGGUAAAAAGUAUGACCCCUUAGAAGAACAUCACCGCAAGCAGGUCUUCCUGUAUAACAAACAUAUCGUAGAAGAACACAAUCAACGCUACCUGCGCGGAGAGACCACAUAUUACAUGAGAAUAAACGAAUUCUCCGAUUACUUUGAUACGGAAAUUAAUAAUUCAUUGUACGGAUUCAAUAUCACUGAUUAUCUGUUGCAUGUGGAUAAAGGAGCCACGUUCAUUCGGCCAACAGAUUAUAUACCCGAGGAAAUAAACUGGGAGCACAGAGGUGCAGUCACUCCGGUCAAAAAUCAACGCGGCUGCGCUUGUUGUUGGGCCUUCUCAGCUACUGGUGCUUUGGAGGGUCAAGUCUUCCUUAGCAAAAACGUACUGGUGUCGCUGUCGGAGCAGAACCUUGUUGACUGCGAUUCGCGGGGCGACGGCUGCAGCAGCAGCGGUAACAUGCUUUCAGCAUUCGCCUACGUCUCACAGAACCAAGGCAUCGAUAGAGAAGACGCCUAUCCCUAUUACGCAAGAAAACAACAAUGCGCUUUUAAAAACGUAACUGUGGGCGCACGGUCUGCUGGCUUCACGGCGAUAAUGUUUGGAAACGAGUUGAUUCUAAAAGAAGCUGUGGCGACGCGAGGCCCUAUCUCAAUCGCGUUCCAUGCUAUGCACAGCUUCAGAACUUAUAAAGGCGGCAUAUACUAUGAAGAUAGGUGUAAUGCCAACAACCUAAACCAUGCAAUGCUGGUGGUAGGAUAUGGUAGGGAGCGAAACCAGGACUACUGGCUGGUGAAGAACUCGUGGGGCACUGGAUGGGGAUUGAAGGGCUACGCGAAGGUCGCUCGAAACCGGGGAAACAAUUGCGGAAUUGCGACCAUUGCCAGUUACCCGAAUAUAAAAUUGUAACAUUUAACUAUUAUUAUAAUCUGUUUUGUUACUGAAACUGUGUGAAUUUAAUUUCAUUUGU
Papilio polytes (common Mormon) is the source of this 1246-nucleotide messenger RNA. Its product is annotated as cathepsin L1-like. The record is from RefSeq and is a predicted model, not a curated record. The coding region runs from base 199 to 1185 and encodes 328 amino acids. Gene Ontology annotation, biological process: immune response. NCBI's taxonomy places the organism in Eukaryota, Metazoa, Arthropoda, Insecta, Lepidoptera, Papilionidae. Gene Ontology annotation, cellular component: lysosome. The transcript has 7 exons. Gene Ontology annotation, molecular function: cysteine-type endopeptidase activity.